AUGACCCAGUCUUCUUUUGCGAAAAGGGCCAAACGAAAGACCACACGCAAGAUGAGUUUCGUAGCGGAGGUCGAGAAACACACAACUUGGUUUGUCUGGCUUCUUGUGGCUUGUUGUACUAUAUCAGGGUUGUUGUUUGGUUAUGAUACUGGUGUAAUAUCUGGUACUCUAGUUACUAUCAACGGGGAUCUUGGGCCGGCUCAGUUAUCAGACGGACAGAAGGAAUUUAUCACGUCAUCCACUACAUUGGGUGCAUUACUCGGGGGCCUUGCUGCCGGUGCAAUGUCAGACUGGACGGGCCGUCGUCCCGCCCUUGGCAUAGCAGACAUUAUCUUCGUCGGCGGAGCUCUCGGACAGGCAGUCUGUCGUACCGUUUGGAGUAUGAUUGGUUGCCGGUUUCUCAUCGGUAUCGGCGUUGGUCUUGCAUCGUGCAUCGCUCCUCUUUAUAUACAAGAGCUGUCGCCUACACGCAUGCGCGGGCGCAUGGUCGUGUUGAACGUUGUAAUGAUCACCUUUGGGCAGGUGCUUGCUUAUGGAAUCGACGCAGGCUUUGCCAAUGUGAGUGGUGGUUGGAGGUGGAUGGUUGGACUUGGUACCUGUCCAGCUGGUAUUCAAUUGAUAUGUUUGGGAUUUUUACCGGAGAGUCCAAGAAUACUUAUCCGGAGAGGCGAUUUGGAGGCCGCGCAUAGAGUGUUAGAACGUGUCUACUCGCAGGCCACAGCUGAGCAGAUUGAUCUACAGCUUCAGGUUCUUCGCGCAUCGGUACAGCAGAGUAUCGAAAUCGCAAACUCUACAACUUUCUUUGAGCGCUUCAGCUCCAUGAUCACCGUUCCCGUAAAUCGUAGAGCACUGAUCAUUGGAUGCGGCAUGCAAGCGUUCCAACAACUUUGUGGAUUCAAUACACUAAUGUAUUACUCCGCAUCGCUAUUCCAGGAGAUAGGUUUCAACCAGCCCACAGCAGUUGGACUCAUUGUCAGUGGGACAAAUUUCAUCUUCACACUUUUUGCGUUGAAGUAUAUUGAUAUCGUCGGACGACGGAGGAUCAUGGUGUUCUCCGCACCUGGCAUGAUUUUUGGCCUCGCCCUUGCCAGCAUCGCAUUCCAUUACAUGACCCUGCAUACAGGUGGCGAUCUGGUCAGUGGCGUGUCUUACUCCAGAUCAUGGUCCGCGGUUGUUCUGCUCUCGAUGAUCAUCUUUGUCGCAUCGUAUGCAACGGGUUUGGGAAAUGUCCCGUGGCAGCAAGGAGAGCUCUUUGGUCUCGAAGUCCGCGGCAUUGGCACAUCGCUCUCGACUGCGACAAACUGGGCUGGCAACCUUCUCAUCGGCUCUACAUACCUCUCUCUCAUGGCCAAAAUUACCCCUGCUGGUGCAUUUGGGUUCUACGCAGGGUUGUGCUUGUUAGGAUGGCUGUUUUGCUUGUUCUUCUUCCCUGAGACUGCUGGGCUGAGCCUCGAGGAGGUCCAGAGCAUCUUUCAGGAUGGUUUUGGUAUUCGAGAAAGCCAGAGAAUGAGGGAUAAAAAGCGAGAGAUGCAGAUGCAGAAAGAGAUUCAAGCGGGGCGGGGGGAUGCAUGA
Suillus bovinus is the source of this 1572-nucleotide messenger RNA. Its product is annotated as general substrate transporter. The record is from RefSeq and is a predicted model, not a curated record. Gene Ontology annotation, cellular component: membrane. Gene Ontology annotation, biological process: transmembrane transport. Gene Ontology annotation, molecular function: myo-inositol:proton symporter activity. Lineage: Eukaryota; Fungi; Basidiomycota; Agaricomycetes; Boletales; Suillaceae. Bases 1 to 1572 code for a protein of 523 amino acids. The transcript has 10 exons.